AUGGCCUCCAAGGAGUCCCUGCUCACCGGUGUCCGCCUGCUGGCCGUCCUCAUCUACGGCUACUCCAUCUACUAUCAGCAGAUCACCCCAAACCCCUUCAAUGUGCAUCGCAUCGGCAAGCUGAAGUUUCUCACCUACUGGGAUCUGCUUCUGCAGUUUUCCUUCUUCACACUGCUACUGCUCAGUCAGUCGCUGCUGAAGAUCAAGUCGAAGUCGCUGACCAAGGCGAUCGAUGUCAUCUUCUACUCGCUCGCUCUGCCCGUCUCACUGAUAGUGGCCGUUACCUUCUGGGGCCUCUACGCCAUCGAUAGGGAAAUCAUCUUUCCGAAGGCGAUUGAGAAGUACUACCCCGUCUGGCUGAACCAUGCCACG
Rhagoletis zephyria (snowberry fruit fly) is the source of this 372-nucleotide messenger RNA. Lineage: Eukaryota; Metazoa; Arthropoda; Insecta; Diptera; Tephritidae. The record is from RefSeq and is a predicted model, not a curated record.